AUGGAUCAAUUGCAGGCACUCUCACUUCUUAAAAGUUUGAAAGUGGCGGGUUGCCCAAACCUGAUGGCCCCACAGGCAGAUAUCAGUUUGCCAUCGUCUAUCAGAGAGUUUUAUGUUGAUUCAUGUGGUGCUUAUGAGACUUAUCUCCUCACUUCUUUGUGCAGCCUCACUUCUCUUACUACUCUGUAUUUAUAUAAUUGUGCAAUGACAGCCCUUCCUUCGGCAGAUAUUUUUAGGAGUCUCACCACAGUGCAGCAUUUGUCAAUUGUGGACUGUGACGAGCUUGCUGCUUUAGACGGGAUAGAAGAACUGACGUCCCUUAGAGAGUUAGAGGUCUAUGGAUGUGCCAAACUUCUUGGCGUCCCGUCUAUGCAAAUGUUUCAAGCUUCUGAUCCCAGUCAAACUGCUACUGUAUAUCCUUCACACCUUGGAAAACUUGAGAAACUAGGAAUCAGCAAUCCAUUUCUCUUGCAGUUGGAACCAUUGAGAAGAAUCAACUCAGUUGGGUAUUUGAAUAUUGAGAACAGUUCUAGAUGUUUACCUGAGGAGUGGUUGAUGCAAAACUGUAACCAUCUUAAACGCCUGGGAGUGCAUGAUGCUUCGUGUCUGGAGUUUCUACCAUCAAUCAUGGCAAGGCUCACCUCCCUCGAAACACUGGAAUUUAAAAGAGCUAUACUGAUCCAGUCACUUCCAGAGCUGCCUGCCUCCUUACGGGUUUUACAAUUCUGCGGUUGUCACCCUGUACUGAAGCAACGAUGCAGGAAGAGAAGAGGCCAUGACUGGCAUAAGAUUGCGCACAUCGGCCUGAUGUGCGGAUUUUUGAACAGGAUUCUCCAUUACCAUAUACCUGGAAUUCCUACUAUCUUCUUCCUUGAUUCGUGUAAAACUCUGUCCUAUAUGUAUCGGGUGUUCACACUAACGUGAAUGUGAUCCCUUGGCCUUUCUGGGAGCCAAGAUCACCUCCGGCGACACGCAGGUACUCUGGGCAGCCACGUUCGGCACCGCGACGACCUGCCCGUUGGAGCACGGCGUCGACCGGACUCCGAUGACGACACCCCGCUCCACAAGGGUA
Molecule: messenger RNA, 1072 nt
Organism: Lolium rigidum
Lineage: Eukaryota; Viridiplantae; Streptophyta; Magnoliopsida; Poales; Poaceae
Product: disease resistance protein RGA2-like
Exons: 2
Coding region: 1-924 (307 amino acids)
Source: RefSeq, a predicted model, not a curated record